Molecule: messenger RNA, 5626 nt
Organism: Ciona intestinalis (vase tunicate)
Lineage: Eukaryota; Metazoa; Chordata; Ascidiacea; Phlebobranchia; Cionidae
Source: RefSeq, a predicted model, not a curated record
GCUCACCUCAGUCUAACUUAACAUUGAGGUGAAAUAAUAAACAUGUGACGCUGUGAAUUGAUUCUUGGUAACAUGUCCUCCCUUGCUGUGAUCCCAGCAUCUUCUAAGAGGGUUAAAAGCCUUCGGAUCCGAACUGGAAGAUCAGGAUCAGGUCGUUUUGAACACAAUGAUGAUACGAUUCCAAUUGAUUUAUCCCGAGAUCCCAAUGAGAUACUGAAGGAAAUUCUAAUCAACGUCUCGGCCAAGCAGAGAGUUUCAACGGAACGAAAACUUGGCCAUCUCAAUAACUUAGUGAAGUUAUUCUGCAGUGUACCAGAUGAUGAUGUCAUCACAAUUCCUAUGGAAGUUAUUAUGACAUGUUUGAAACCGACACUGGUGUCCGAAGUAAAAGAAGUCCGAGCUGCAGGUGUUCGAGCUUACAGAUAUCUUAUCAAUGAUGAACCGAGCAAAAGGAUUUUUAUGGAUCUCAAACUAGACUACCUCAUUACUAAAUGUCUUGACAUCAGUCAUUUCAACGAAGUGGAGCGAAUCCAAGCGAUCCGAUUGGUUCGUAAAAUUGCACAUAUUAAACAACGGACCAAUGAGACGAUAAUCCCACUUUCCCUCGCUUCGUGUAUCGUUUCUGUGUCACUAGGUGGAGCUGAAGAGCGAGACCGAGUUUAUCGUACUUGCCUCGCUGUGCUGUGCGAACUUGCGUUGCUCCAGCCCUGGUUAGUGGUGCGUUGUAAUGGGAUUCUUGCAUUGAUCAACGCUGUGUUGGAAUGCCAUAUGUACCAGAGGAUAAACGAAUGUUUGUGCAUGUCGCUCAUGCAUAUUAUCAACCACCCAUGCAUAAGAGAAUGGCACCCCACCAUAUUAGAUGUUGGACCCACCCUUGCCCCAUACACUGAGCUUAACUAUAGAUUCCAUGCAGAUGUGGAAGAUACAAAGUUAAAAGACGAGCUAGAAAUGCGAUUCGCUGCAAGCAAAAUGGCGAUCGUAUCGUUGCUACGAACGUGGGACGGACUUUUCCACAUCGUGAAAUCAAGGGAUAUGAUUGGUUCGCUCGUAAACGCAAUUCGCAUACCUUACAAUAACAUCAGAAGAGGAAUAUUCGCCGUUCUUUGUGAUUUAUUUUACUUCAAUGAACCAACAUGGACUGAAGAUUUUGAAACAGCAUUGAAAGCCGCAGCUCCUGGUAGUUUCCGUGACAACUGGCGACAUUCUGAAGGUUUUGUUGUCGCUGAAACAAAGUCACUUCUCCCCGUUCAUUCAUCCUCGCGACCGGACCUCGUAAACUCACAUCUAGCAAUCCUGCUUUCUUCUUUUGUACAGAGCGGGCUACUGCAGGCAUUAAGCAGUGUUGCCGUGUCCAGUGAUGCGCAAUCAGCGAUAUCUUCCACCAUAUUAUUAGGAUCAUUGUUGCACUUGAAUAGUCGAUUGUUACCUCAUAAAGAUGUUUCCACCAAUCAAUGGUUGCUCCCGGAUUUAUUAAAAAAUACCGGAACUAACUUGGAGGAGAAUUUAAGAAUCAACUUAGCUGUGAAAAGGUUGGGUGAAGUCCAUGCCAUGUUAACAAGCCCCCCUAAUACGUAUAGUUUAUAUCUCAACCAACUUCAAUACAAUGUCAAGCAAACUAAGAGGGAGCCAUCCUCCCAACCACGAUCCCGCACAUCCAGUGGAACAUCCUUGGACACGACUCCAACGUCCUUCUCCCUCAUCCGGAGAAAUAGAUCUUUGAACAUCAUCCGUGAUCAUUCGGAGGAACUGACUCUUCUUGCUCUUAAAAACACAAAAGUGUUAACAACUAAAGAAAAAGAAGACUGGGAUUGGGGAUCUCUAUGUUCCCUUCUCUUAUCUCCACCAUCCAUCAUCUUCCUGCAAAACCUAGGAGUAGAUGAAACCGUCCGAAGAUUCUUCAGGAGGUUGAUCUACUUCUAUCUUCCGUCGAGUAAAUUGUUCUCGGCGAUCGACCUCGCUCAAGAUGGUGGGCACGACCAUAACAGAAUAUACGUGGUCACAGCGUGUCACAUGGUUCAAUUCCUUUCCAACUCCGACCAGGAGGGUCAACGAUUGUUGCGCAAUCUAGUAGAGGAUAUUCUCGCAUUCUUACCAAAGACAAACACAGAAACUGGAGGUUACAGCAGGUCAAAUGGGUCACUUGGUGUCACAUGUGCACGCGACUAUUACCUCAUAUUGGGUUCAUUGUCAGGUCAUCGACACGGCGACAAUAUAUUACAACAAUGCAAAGUUUAUAAAUAUUACCUGGACCUAGCAAGUGAGACCACCCAUGAGAGUUUGAUCAAACUAAUGAUAUCCGGGCUUCGUUACAACCAAAACAACAACGCACGAGCAGUGCUAAGUAAAGUUCUUAAAACCUGUAACGAGGCAUCCCGAUUAUAUGCUACCGGCUUUCUCAGAGUUUUACUUCGAACAAAUUGCCCCGGGUUCCACCACUGGGGGUCAGAGUUGCUUACCACCCAACUAUUCGACCGUAGUAACGAGGUAACAGCGGAAGCGAUCGACAUACUCCACGAGGCGUGUUAUGAUAAGCAAUACCUACGAGCAGUGGUCCGUUUACGUCCGACACUCCUUCAUCUUGGUGAUCGUGGUUCGCUGCUCGUGUGUCGAUUCAUCUCAGAUCCUAAAGGAUUCGAAUAUCUUUCGCAGAACCAUUACCUUACUAGGGAGCUUGGGAGGUGGCGAAGUCAGUACAACGAGAAAUAUGUUCUCUAUGUUGAAGAAUUGCUGAAACUAUCGCUGACGAGUUUCGAACGACCAAAUAAGGAAGAUGGGUUUGUACGAAGAAGCGGUAACAGGAAAUAUCGUCAAUCUGUGUUUCUACCCGCCCAUUUAUACGGGGAGUUAUGUAAGCACGAGAAGGGGGCAAAGUUACUAGAGCGUGAAGGGGCGUGCAAGGAUCUUACUGAAACGCUGAGUCAGCAAAUUAAACUGCUUGGUCAUACCCAUGACUCGUCAAAAUCACCGGAAACUGAGAUGAAUGGAUGUGAGAAUAAGUUGGCUGGUGAAGAUGGGCAAAUGUUGAAGCUGAAAAGUUGUUUGUGGGCUUUGGCGCAUAUUGGUUCUACUGUGUGGGGGCUUGCAUUGUUACGAUCCAGUGGUGCGUUGCCCAUCAUAUCAAAGUUAGCGUCUGAAACUGACAAGCCAUCAAUCAAAGGAACUUGCGUUUACUGUUUGAGUGCCGUCGCCCAAACUAUACCUGGUGUAGAGGAGCUUAGAUGUCUUGGUUGGGAGAGCGUACUAACAAUGGUGAACACCCUUGAUGACCAAAGGGAAAUCCCCGACACCCCCAUUGUACCCGUAGUCACCCCACAUUUGAAACGAAACCUGUCAAUCAAAAAAUCCACUUCAAGAGUUUCACAACGAUCCAAUGCUAGUAGUAACUCCAAGUCGAGCAGAUUCAGCCCCGAUGGAAGCAUCAGUAACUUAAGCUUGACGACCUCUGACCUUUCACCUUCUUCCUCAGCCAAUGAGGAGAUCUUAAAACCGUGGUCACUCAGUCGGAACGAGUCAUUGAAAAAAAAAUCAAAGAAGAAGCCCUCCUCCCAAGAUGAUUAUAUUUUCAUCACGACUCAAACCUCGGCAAGCGAUUCAAUCGCUAGUUCAGAACAAAGUGUUUCUGAGACUGGAGGUUCUAUGACAUCACCAUUGAGCAGUAAAACACCAAGUCCAUCCAAUGACAUCACCAUGACAUCAUACGACUCAUCAUUUUCCUCGCUGAAGAAAUCUGAUUGGAAGAAACACGGAGCUCCCGUUGCCGUGGGUAACGGACCAAAACCGAGGAUGCGUGACCGAUUUCUUGAAUUCUUUACAAAGAAAAGUCGAAGCAAAUCCCUCGCUUACGGAUCAUUGUUUGGUAUGAACCAUAAGCAUCAUGACGACUCAUCUUCUGGUUAUGUGUCGGAUCACAUAGCAACCAACGAUCACCUAGCAACAGGAGAUAACCAUGACAACGACGACGUUGUAAAGGACCAUCCACCGUUAGCGCUAGGGAGCAGCGACCGCGCGAUUGGUCGAUUACACAGCUCCACUACGCUUACUUCAUCUUCUAAUGUUUCCAUUGAAACGGUGAAAACUUCGGAAAUCCGCAGUGAUGACCAACAUAAAAACGGCUCCAGGACAUCCUUAUGGAACACUAAUAAUUCAGGGCAAACUGGGUCAGCACUGGGGGAGCAAGAAAAGAUGGUUUAUGACGAAAAAACAAUCGAUAAAUUUGAUUCGCAACGCAGCAGGUCGUUGCCUGAUAUGUUGGAGUUAUCUAAACCAACACUAGAGGCGCCAAGGACGUUAAAUCUUGUUCGAAAACCGAAAUUAAACGGAGAAAUCCCUCAAGGUGUUGUGGCACCUGUACAGCCCCCUCAAGUCUUAGUUCACGCAGAUACAUUGGAAUUAAAGUCACCCACUGCUUGCAUGCCUCAGUAUGUUAAAGUGGAAACCAAAACCUGCAAUGUGGUGGAGAAUAAAACAAACUUGCUCACCAGUGAUGCGAGUGAGAAAAGUGAGUUCGCUUUCAGCAGGUUACGUGGCAACACUCAGAUAUCGCAAGAUUCCGGAAUCGUUGAUUCAACUUCCCCAUCGAGGAAUCUGGAGCGUUGUGAUGUCAUAGUAGUGGAUAGUGAUGAAACAAUGAGUGAAUUAGAACCAGGAUGGAAGUUAACAAAACCAAAAGGUAUCACAGCCGCCCGUGCUUUACGAAAUAGAACCGACAGUCUUACCAGACCCGAGAUGGAGGUUCUACCACACGAAGAUAAAAUAUCAAUUCUACAUCAGACUCGUUACGUUGGCAUUGUUGUACCAAGUGACUUUAAUAAGUUUAUGAAGAGAGUUGAUUUGGACAAAGAAGAAUCAAAGGAAACAAAACCUUCAUUGGUUGCAUUAUAUGAAGAUAUGAUGGAUAAGGAUCAAGACCCUGGGGAAACCCCUACGAAGCCCACCCGGUCAUAAAUUUCGGGGUUUAGGUGGUUAUGGUUCAGCGCACACAGCGCUUAUGAUGAAACAAACAAAGUCAGUUCGUAGCAACCAAUCAGAAGCCUCGUUUGCUCGAACACCAGACAGCCUUCUCAGCGAAUCAAGUGAUCUGUGUUAUAUUGGAGGACAAGCAGUAGAUCCUGACAGCGAAGAAUUUGUUCAACUUUUCCACGAAGAGAUCAUUCAACUUGUGACUAACCUUGGAAGUUCUGUUGGGAUAAAAGCUCAUGAGACUGCACUACUACUAAUGAAAGAGAAAAGAUUUGAAGUUUUUGACUCCCUGUCAUUAUACAACCACGUGGUGGGGCUAAUGAGCGAAUACAGCUUCAGGUUAAGCACGCGACGAUUCGUUCAGGAAUUAUUUCAAGAUGUUCCUUUUACUGAGGUUUAUGAAGAUGCCAAAAAUGCUUUGAAAUCCAUUCAGUGAAAUCUCCCUCUCACUUUUCCUCUUUCUUUUCUCUUCUAUUCUCUUUUUCUCCGAGGAACUCCAACUGUUAGAUGCAGUACGCUGGCGUGUCGUCCAUUUGUGAAAGAAGCGUCAACAAUCUUAUUUAUUACGUCACAGUGCAAUGUAUUGUUGAAUCGUGCUACGUCAUUACAUGCCCUUAUAAUAGAGCCAUGUACACUCAAAAUAAUAAACGUUUUAUUAAAGAUCAAA